CGAUUUUGCCGCCUAGCGCGCUGUGCCAUCGCCUCUACUGUCCGAGGGUCCGGAACUGGAGGAGAUAGUGGGACUGGCGUCGGCGACGAGCGCUUCCAGUGGUCACGGUGCUCGGGUGAGGACGUCUCCUCAGACCGCCGUCUCUGGGCCGAGGUGUCGGCUGAACGAGGAGGGCCGUCCACUACCUUUCAGACGAGGGUACCCUAGAAGCUUCGUCUUCAACGUCCUGCCACGAUUGCAGCGGUCCAGACCGGGACAAAGGCCGACGGAGGGGCACGAGCUGCGCUGCGUCCACCGGCCGGGUCAGUGGACAGAGCCGGUGGUCCAACAGUGUGUGGACGGUACUGAGCUCUGUUUACCGGAGCCGACCACGGCGGAGGCGGCGAAUAUCAGAUGGAGAUGACAGAUGUGCGUGAAGACCUGGUCGCUCUUCGCCGGGAGGUGUCCGCCCUUCGUGAAGUGGUGGCUGCCCUUCGUGAAGAGAUGUCCGCCCUUCGGGAAGUGGUGGUCCCCCUUCGUGAAAAGGUGACCAUUCUGAGUGAGGUAGUGGCGAAGGACCAUUCGGACACGCAGAAGCUCAAGGCGGAGAACGCCGCACUUCACGGUGCGGUGGUCCGCCUGGAGCAGGCAGUGGUCGAGGAGCGGACCACUCGCCAGACCGUGGUGGAGGAUCUGCGGCAGGAGGUCCGCCGGCGAGCGGCGCCAUCCGGCCGUCCCCAGGGUAAAAUUACAAAAGCGUUUCAUGACGUCAUAGUACAGACGGAGCCGCAGCCACCGGCAGACAGUGAUACCACAGUGCUGAGAGAGGCGCUAAGGACCGUGACGACGUUCGACGCUCCGUCAGACCUUGGCGAGGAUCAGCUGACGGCGCUUCUGCAGAAUCUUCCUCGCUUGGAGGAGCUGACCGUCAGGGUCCCGUCCUUCGGAACGGGGCGGUGGCUGCGGCUGCUGCCGACGUCACUGAGGACGCUAUACGUUACCGGGCCGGAGAUGACGAAGCCGAGGUGGCCGGGACAGUACGGGAGUGGUCUGUCGGUAUCUCUCCAGGGGGUGGCUGCCGACACCAUCAGUCACCUGGCCACGGAGCUGGGGUCACGGAUUACCCUACUAGUCACGGAUGCACAAGUUACUACUAUUCCAAGUCAACUUCGUGGUGCCAUCAUCAGGGUGGGCCCAAACACUAUCAUCCUUCCGGCCGGAGUCGGUGACAGCGAGCUGACGGAGCUGCAGAUCUCACGGGAGACUGUGGAGCGGCUGUCAGUCUCCGCCGCCGACCUCCCGCGACUGAGGGAGCAGCUGCCGGAGGGCCUCAGGCGCCUCAAUGUCAGAGGGCCGAAGGUGACGGAGCCGAGGUGGCCGGAAUGGGACGAGGAUGAUGAUCUGUCAGUGUCGCUCCAGGGGGUGGCUGCCGACACCAUCAGUCACCUGGCUGACCUGGGACGGACGGUCACAGUACUGGAGAUAUACGACUGUCCUGAUCUCACGGCCGGCAGCCUGGAGCCCCUCACCAGGUGCCCUGAGCUGCGAUGCCUAUCAGUCACCGCCGCCGACCUCCCGCGACUGAGGGGACAGCUGCCGGAGGGUCUCAGCUUCCUCAAUGUCAGAGGGCCGGAGGUGACGGAGCCGAGGUGGCCGGAACGGUACUGGGGCGGUCUGUCAGUGUCGCUCCAGGGGGUGGCUGCCGACACCAUCAGUCACCUGGCUGACCUGGGACGGACGGUCAGAGUACUGGAGAUAUACGACUGUUCUGAUCUCACGGGCGGCAGCCUGGAGCCCCUCACCAGGUGCCCUGGGCUGCGGGGUCUCACCCUGUCCGGCGGCGUCCCUGACACCGUGAGCCUGGAGCCCCUCACCAGGUGCCCUGUGCUGCGGGAACUCACCCUGUCCGGCGGCGUCCCUGACGCCGUGAGCCUGAAGCCCCUCACCAGGUGCCCUGAGCUGUGGGUUCUCACCCUGUCCGGCGGCGUCCCUGACACCGUGCUGGACAGUCUCAGCGGCUGCCCCAGGCUGUGGAGACUUACACUGGGGGACCGCCAGCGGCCGGCAGAGACGGCCUUCACAGCAGCAGCGGUCACCAGACUGGUGAAGUCGUGUCGGAAGCUGUGGUCGCUGUACCUUCACUGCACGGCAGACACCACCCGGGCCGUGCUGACCGCCCUGAAGGAGGCGGACCUGCGGGACAGUGAUGGCCGGCCCCGUACCAUCGAUCUCCAUGUCCCCGAGGAGCUGUACGAUCAGCUGAAGAGCCAGGAAGGCGAUGGGGUCGAAGUGUAUGAGUGGGAGGAUUGGAUGCGCUGAACUACCGACCGUGCAGUGAUGAGCUGACUGCAGAGAGGCCGAGCCAGUCGGCCGGGGCCGCCAGCUGACUGCUGCCGUGUGGGCUGCACCAGCCGGCACUGAGAGCGGCGCCGGUCAGCCGGCACACGGCCCCCGUGUCCGCUCUAGUGUAGUCAUGUAGUAGUAGUAGUAGUAGUGUAGAUGUAGUAGUAGCACACUGAUAUGAUUUAGUUGGUAUUUAUCGGGUGGGUAUUGUGGGUAAUUGGACGGGAUAUGUGAUGAAGUGGGUAAUUACCGGGUGGGUGUUGUGGGUAGUUGGCUGGAAGGAUGUGACCUGGUGGGUAAUUACCGGGCGGGUAUUGUGGGUAAUUGGACAGUGAAAAGUGAUGUGACUGAGUGUAGAAACUGAUCGUGACAUUGCGAUAUUUUGUAUAUAGAACCCACAUCUUAGCUUAGCUGUAUAAAUGGGGGCACUCCCGGACCGUCCGACUCGGUUCACCGCGCCUGGUCCCGGCGGCACUGCCGGCCUCGGUCACGUGACCGUCCCCCGGUGGAGUCGGACGGCUCGGUCACGUGACCGCCGUGCCGGCUCGGCUCGGCGGGCAGUCGGACGGGGACGCUGUCUCACCGGGCACCGAGGUGCACAGUAGUGAUGUCAAUUACAGAAAAUCAGAAUACCGAUACCUAACUAAAUACCAACGAAAAUCCCGGGAAAAUACCGAAACCAAACCAACUUGGGAAAAUGAGGGAAA
Messenger RNA from Amphibalanus amphitrite, 3029 nucleotides. RefSeq lists its product as uncharacterized. The record is from RefSeq and is a predicted model, not a curated record. The coding region runs from base 394 to 2298 and encodes 634 amino acids. The transcript has 12 exons. Gene Ontology annotation, biological process: SCF-dependent proteasomal ubiquitin-dependent protein catabolic process. NCBI's taxonomy places the organism in Eukaryota, Metazoa, Arthropoda, Thecostraca, Balanomorpha, Balanidae. Gene Ontology annotation, cellular component: SCF ubiquitin ligase complex.